Messenger RNA from Lemur catta (Ring-tailed lemur), 6145 nucleotides. RefSeq names its product tudor domain containing 12 (gene TDRD12). The record is from RefSeq and is a predicted model, not a curated record. NCBI's taxonomy places the organism in Eukaryota, Metazoa, Chordata, Mammalia, Primates, Lemuridae. The transcript is spliced from 32 exons. The coding region runs from base 102 to 4031 and encodes 1309 amino acids. Gene Ontology annotation, molecular function: nucleic acid binding; ATP binding. Gene Ontology annotation, biological process: transposable element silencing; germ-line stem cell division.
CCGCGUGGCGAGCAGGGGUGCGGAGCCGGAGCCCCCGCGGAGGACCGCGGCGCUGAGCUGUGCGGGACCGGCCGGCCGUGCGCGCCCCCGGCGCCGCGAAGAUGCUCGAGGUCCUGGUGCUGAAGAUUGAAGAUCCAGGUUGCUUCUGGGUUAUUAUAAAAGGCUCUAAUCCCCUUUUAGAUCAUGAUGUUGACUAUCAAAAACUAAAUAGUUCCAUGAACGACUUCUAUAACAGCAUGUGUCAAGAUAUAGAAAUAAAACCAUUAAUGUUGGAAGAAGGGCAGGUUUGUGUGGUUUAUUGUCAGGAGCUAAAGUGCUGGUGCAGGGCCAUUAUUAAAUCAAUCAUGUCCUCAGCAGACCACUACCUGGCAGAAUGUUUCCUUGUGGAUUUUGCUAAGUACAUUCCAGUGAAGUCUAAAAACAUCCGAGUUGCAAUAGAGUCUUUUAUGCAGCUUCCCUACAGAGCAAAAAAAUUCAGCCUCUACUGCACAAAACCUGUCACUUUACACAUUGACUUCUGUGAAGACAGUGCUGAAAUUGCACCUGCCAAGAAGUGGGACAGUGCAGCUAUCCAGUACUUUCAGAACAUUCUAAAAGCAACUACCCGGGUGGAAGCCAAAUUAUGUGCUGUGGAAGAAGAUACUUUUGAGGUUUACCUUUAUGUAACUAUAAAAAAUGAAAAAGUUUGUGUUAAUGAUGAUCUUGUCGCAAAGAACUUCGCUUGUUAUGUAUCACCCACAGAGAAUAAAAGCCUUGAUUAUUUAGAGAAACCAAGAUUGAAUGUAAAGUCAGCAUCCUUCUCCAAUAAACUCAAUCCAGCACUUACUCUUUGGCCAAUGUUUUUGCAAGGAAAAGAUUUUCAAGGAAUAGAAAAUUCACGUGGCUUAAAUUUUCUGGCACAGUCUCUCCAGCAUACGUGGUGCAAGGGUGUUGUUGACAACCUGGGGCCAACUUCUGCAAUACCAGAUAAAGCUAUAAAAUGUAAUGUGGAUUUGUUGAGAGAUUCACCAAAAGAUAAAUCUGAAAAGAAACAGCAUUGCAGUUCUUUCAAAGAUAUAAAUAAGUGUGUUGAAUCUUCGGCAUGCUGGCCAACAAAAAGAGGCAUAACCGUAUAUGCUGAUCCAGAUAUACCAGCAGCAAGUUCUUUGAGUCAGAAGCCAAACGAGAAGCCACUUAGAUUGGUGGAGAAGAAAGAAUGCGAUGAGAAGAAUGGUUGCGUGAAAUUACUGCAGUUUUUAAAUCCUGAUCCUUUGAGAGCUGAUGGAAUCUCUGAUCUUCAGCAGCUGCAGAAGCUGAAGUCAGGCGUGCAGGCCCCUGUCGUGCUGCUCCGAAACACGGUGGAGCCCUGCCUGACCGUCGACACGGCGCCCCUGUCAGCAGACUUGAAAAAGGCUCUUCAGAGAAAGAAAUUUCCGGGACCCAGCCACACUGAGUCUUACUCCUGGCCUCCCAUAGCGCGAGGCUGUGACGUGGUUGUCAUCUCUCACUGUGGAAACAACCCUUUGCUGUACCUUCCGCCAGUGCUCACCAUUCUGCAGACAGGGGGCUGCUACAAGUCCCUCCCGAGUAGAAACGGACCUCUUGCAGUCAUCGUGUGCCCCGGAUGGAAAAAGGCCCAGUUUAUUUCUGAAUUACUGGAAGAAUACACCAUGUUCUCCAGGCCUCUUCAUCCUGUGUUAUUAACCAUCGGACUCCACAAAGAUGAAGCCAAAAAUAUGAAGCUUCCACGGGGGUGUGAUGUGAUCAUUACAACACCGCACAGCCUCCUGAGACUGCUCACCUAUCAAAGCCUGUUGUUUCUCCGACUCUGUCACCUGAUUCUGGAUGAGGUGGAAGUGCUAUUCGUGGAAGCUAAGGAGCAGAUGUUUGCUAUAUUAGAUAACUUUAAAAAAAAUAUUGACGUUGAAGAAAGGGAAUCUGCACCACAUCAGAUCGUGGCAGUUGGAGUUCACUGGAGCAAACACAUAGAGCAUUUAAUCAGAGAGUUCAUGGACGACCCCUACGUUGUGAUCACAGCCAUGGAAGAGGCUGCUCUCUACGGCAGCGUCCAGCAGGUUGUGCACCUUUGCCUAGAAUGUGAAAAAACCUCCACUUUACUCCAAACUCUUGAUUUCACUCCAAGUCAGGCCCAAAAGACCUUGAUCUUCACCUGCUCUGUAAGUGAAACAGAAACAGUGUCUAAGGUAGUAGAAAGCAGUUCAAUAUUUUGCUUGAAAAUGCAUAAAGAAAUGGUUUUUAACUUAAAAAGUGUUUUAGAACAGUGGAAGAAGAAGUUAAGUUCUGGCUCUCACAUUGUAUUAGCCCUGACUGACGACUGCGUACCACUCUUGGCCAUCACCGAUGCCACGUGUGUGAUCCACUUCAGCUUCCCCUCCUCUCCAAAAAUUUUUGGUGGACGCCUGUAUUGCAUGUCAGAUCAUUUUCUGAGUUUAACUGAACAGGGUUCUCCUGCGGAACAGGGAGAUAAGAAAACCAAAUCUGUCUUGCUGCUGACGGAGAGAAACGCCAGCCAUGCAGUCGGCAUCCUGCGCUACUUGGAGCGAGCAGAUGCCAAAGUCCCCACUGAGCUGUAUGAGUUCACCGCGGGGGUUCUGGAAGCCAAAGAAGAUAAGAAAGCCACAAGGCCUCUCUGUCCAUAUCUUAAGGCUUUUGGAUUUUGCAAAGACAAAAGAAUCUGUCCUGACCGACAUCGUAUUAAUCCAGACAUGGACAUGCCAAGGAAAUUAUCCACCCAAACUCUGCCAAUGUUUGGAUACAUUAAAGUAAUACCUUUUUAUAUUUCGAAUGCAACAAAUUACUUUGGUCGUAUAAUUGAUAAACAUGUGGAUCUUUAUGCAACUCUCAGUGCUGAAAUGAAUGAAUAUUUUAAGGAUUCCAGUAAUGAAACGACUGUUGAGAAGGUGGAGAAAUUUGGAUUGUAUGGAUUAACAGAAAAAACCCUUUUUCACAGGGUGCAGGUGCUAGAGGUGAACCAAAAAGAAGACACCUGGGCCCUGGACAACAUCCUUGUAAAGUUCAUAGAUGAAGGCAGGACUGGGCUCGUCUCAAGAGACCAACUGUUGCAUCUCCCGGAAAAUUUCCGCACUCUCCCCCCACAGGCUGUGGAGUUCAUUGUUUGUAGGGUGAAACCUGCUGACAACGAGAUCGAAUGGAAUCCAAAGGUUACUAGGUAUAUUCAUCAUAAAAUUGUUGGAAAAUUGCAUGAUGCAAAAGUGGUAUUGGCUUUGGGAAAUACAGUCUGGAUUGAUCCAAUGGUGCAUAUUACAAACCUUUCAAAUUUGAAAACUUCUGUCAUUGACUAUAAUGUUCGAGCUGAAAUUUUGUCAAUGGGAAUGGGUAUUGAUAAUUCAGAACAUACAGAACAACUGAAAAAAUUAUACGAAGGAGCUAAAAUGCCAGCGUUUGAAGAGAGCCUAAGCCACACUCCGACACCUCCUCCAGCAGAAGGUGCCGCCCGCCUGCAGGACACACAGCAAGAGAACGAGGGUGCGGAAAGAGAGGCGGACCCCGAGACCAACUCAGAAAACCAAAAGCCCGAAACUUCAUCUGAAAACACUGAAGAUGCUUCCAUUAGCAAAACCACACAGCCAGGUCUGAAAAGCUUCCACCCACAAAUAAAGUGGUUCCAAAAAGACGAUGCCGUCAUCUUAAAGAUAAGACUAAGGAAUGUAAAAGAUUACAAAUGUAAAUAUUUUAGAGACAGAGUCAUCUUCAGUGCCUGGGUGGGAGACAAAUUUUACUUGGCUGAUAUGGAGCUACAGGCCAACAUAAUAAAAGAUGACUGCAAAUGCGUAAUUAAAAAUGAUGAACCUGUGAUCACUCUGGCAAAAGAGAGAAGAGAAUCUUGGUGUCGCUUACUCAAACAGAGGAACCCUAAUGUGACUUUUGAUUUUGACCACUGGGAAGACUGUGAAGAGGACAGCCACUUCCCCAAGGUUGUAAGUUCUAAAAACCUGCCCCACAAAGUGACAGAGGCGGUUGAAAGCAGUCCCACCACGACGUCAGAGGAUGAGAAAAGCGAGAGUGACUGAGAAUGUGCGUUAAAUCCUGGGAGCGGCCGGAAGGCGCUGAACAGAAACGGACGUGGCCACGUGCCGGGAAGGGAGGACAAUCACAGGCAGACCUUUUCACCCGGUGCCGGGACUGGUAAUGGUGAGAAAUUCUCAGUGGGUUUAAAAAUGGGCUGGUAAGAAGACGACUGUGGAAGGAGAGAAAGCAGAGAGAGGAAGUGCUGGUCUAACCGCCGGCCCUGGAAGCUCCACUGGCAGCAAAGCACAGUGCUCGCUCGGGUAACGAAAUGUCCUCUCUGGAGUCGGUCCGUUUGGUUUGGUUUGGUGUUUUCAUUUAGACCUACGUUUGGUCCCUUGCUAAAGCCUGGUCAUAGGCGCGCGGGCUGAGGCUUCCAGCUCACAGACUCACACUCAGCCACUGUUUAACGAACCCUUUCAGCCACGCGUGAGCUGGGGGUUGACACACCCCUCUGUGUGUGCAGGACUUUCAGGAUUGUUAGGAUAUUGGUAGCUACUAAGAGUAAGUUCACUUCUGAUGAAGAGAGUCCAGGGAUAAAAAUGAGAUUGCCUCAGCGAUGCCAGCAAGACCCAGCGCUUUCUGGAGGUGAUGCGCUGGUUCUAAAUAGUAUCUUGGACAGACAGAGUCCUGAGCAAAUGAGACAAAGGUUUCUUUUUAGUGGAAACUUAACAGGACCUGUGCAGUACCUGGAGGUAACCCUCGAACACCUGGAGAUACGAUGUUCAUGACCAUAAGGCAUCCGUGACCCCAUGAAGGGGUAAGGCUGUAGCACCUGGGGUCACCUCAUUCCUUGGGAGGGGGGCGUGCAGGCAUGGCCACGUAGACAGGAGUGCCCGGAGGCCGGCUUGCUCUGCGCACUGCAGAAGUCACAAAGGUGAGCUGCUGGGAAGUUUAAAGCCCCACGCACUUCCUCAGGAUCAGGCUUUAAGCGUCGCUAGAAGUGGAGAAGGACACGGACAGAACAUGACUAUCGCGUGACUGCCCCGAGAUCUUUAUCUUUCUACAUCAAAAAGCAAGAUGCCCCAGUUUGUGUAUGGCCCAGAUAUGAGCCCCCAGUUGCAUCCAGCUGUCCCAUGAGCAGGUCUGGAGCACACCCUGCCUCAGUUUCCUCAUCUGUAAAAUAAGACAUUCUCAGGGAGUGCCACAGGGUAUGGCUGGGUCAGGCCUCUUUCCUGCGCAGCGGCUGGGUCAGGGGCCCAGACCCCACUGCCUCCCUGGGAGGAUGUGGCGUCCCCUCCGGACGCUGCCAGGAGCACGUCCUGCUGCUGUGGUUCUCACAGGUUGGCCGGCAGGUCUCAGAUCGGCCCAUGAAGCAAGACAGUGCUUUUCCUUUUUCUUAGCUAAACUGGGCAGGUUCUUCAGGAACUAGAAAGUUCUGUUGUCUUUGCUGGCAAAGGUUUUGACUCUGGAGUUCUUCUUCAUGUCCUCGUCAGUGUGGCUUUGUCUCAGGGCCGCUCUCGCUCUGUUGGAGGUCGGGGUCAGGGACUGGGACUCCUGAGACGGGUCCUGGGGCUUGCCGUGAGCGCCGGCUGCCUGCCCUUUGUGCUGGGGUGUUGAGUCUCUUUUGUGAAAAGCAGCCAGUAAUAGCAAGUCACAGAGCUGCAGGAAGGUGUGUUUCCCACGUGCAAACAGGGGUCCUCCCCUCGAAGACACAAGGCGAAUUCUCUUGUGUGGUUAGUUCACAAACAGCUAAAUGCAAGUGUUGAGGAGGAAGGGUAUGUUUAAAUCUCAAUUUCUUUUUUCAGACAUUCAAUUUUUCUAAUACUUGAAGCUCUGAAUAAUAUUUUGUAGGACAUAGGAUGCUGACUGUGUAAACAAUUAGUAUUUUUUUCUGUACUUCUAUUAAUAUGUGUGAUUUCAAGUUUUGGGUAAAUUUCUGAAAUGGAGGUAAAAGUACUUUCGUCUCUGCUUCCAAAAUUGCUCACACACUUACAUGGUUGUGGUGUGAACAUCUUUUGUGAAGGAGCAUCAAUAAAAUUUCAGUGUUUCCACAGAAAUGUUACUUUUUACUUUUUUUAAACAAUAUUUUCCAAAUGCCAAAUAAAAUUUUAUUUACCACACUUUCUGCUUUGACUGCAUGCCAGUGAGGGCUUCUGUGGAGCCAGGGAUGCUGACC